AUGAAAGCCAUGCCUUGGAACUGGACUUGUCUGCUGUCCCACCUGCUGGUGGUAGGGAUGGGCUCCUCCACGCUCCUCCCCCGACAGCCACCCCCAUUGUCCCAGAAGCGGUCUUUCAUCACAUUCCGGGGGGAGCCUGCGGAGGGCUUCAAUCACCUGGUGGUAGAUGAGAGGACAGGGCACAUUUACUUAGGGGCUGUCAACCGGAUCUAUAAGCUCUCCAGUGACCUGAAAGUCUUGGUGACCCACCAGACAGGGCCAGAUGAGGACAACCCCAAGUGUUAUCCACCACGCAUUGUCCAGACCUGCAACGAGCCCCUGACCACCACCAACAAUGUCAACAAGAUGCUCCUCAUAGACUACAAGGAGAACAGGUUGAUUGCAUGUGGAAGCCUGUAUCAGGGCAUCUGCAAACUCCUGAGGCUGGAGGAUCUCUUCAAGUUGGGGGAACCUUUUCACAAGAAAGAGCAUUACCUGUCGGGGGUCAAUGAGAGUGGCUCUGUCUUUGGGGUGAUUGUCUCCUACAGCAACCUGGAUGACAAACUCUUCAUUGCUACAGCAGUGGAUGGGAAGCCUGAGUAUUUUCCUACCAUCUCCAGCCGGAAACUGACCAAGAACUCUGAGGCGGAUGGCAUGUUUGCUUAUGUCUUCCAUGAUGAGUUUGUGGCCUCAAUGAUCAAGAUCCCUUCAGACACCUUUACCGUCAUCCCUGACUUUGAUAUCUACUACGUCUAUGGUUUUAGCAGUGGCAAUUUUGUCUACUUCUUGACCCUUCAGCCUGAGAUGGUGUCUCCUCCAGGCUCCACGACAAAGGAACAGGUGUACACAUCCAAGCUUGUGAGGCUUUGCAAGGAGGAUACGGCCUUCAACUCCUAUGUGGAGGUGCCCAUUGGCUGUGAGCGCAAUGGGGUGGAAUACCGCUUGCUUCAGGCGGCCUACUUGUCUAAAGCUGGGGCUGUGCUUGGCCGGACCCUGGGAGUCCGUCCAGAUGACGACCUCCUCUUUACUGUCUUCUCUAAGGGCCAGAAACGGAAAAUGAAAUCUCUGGAUGAAUCAGCCUUAUGCAUCUUCAUUUUGAAGCAGAUUAAUGACCGCAUUAAGGAGCGGCUGCAGUCUUGCUACCGGGGUGAGGGAACUCUGGACCUGGCCUGGCUCAAGGUUAAGGACAUUCCUUGCAGCAGUGCGCUCCUAACCAUCGAUGACAACUUCUGUGGCCUGGAUAUGAAUGCCCCCCUGGGGGUCUCGGAGAUGGUACGUGGCAUUCCUGUCUUCACAGAAGACAGGGACCGUAUGACUUCAGUCAUUGCGUAUGUCUACAAGAACCAUUCUUUGGCCUUCGUGGGCACCAAAAGUGGCAAGCUGAAGAAGAUCCGAGUGGAUGGGCCUAGAGGCAACGCCCUCCAGUACGAGACUGUGCAGGUAGUAGAUCCUGGUCCUGUUCUCAGGGAUAUGGCCUUCUCCAAGGAUCACGAGCAACUCUACAUCAUGUCAGAAAGGCAGCUCACCAGAGUCCCUGUGGAGUCCUGUGGGCAGUAUGGGAGCUGUAGCGAAUGCCUUGGCUCAGGUGACCCCCACUGCGGCUGGUGUGUGCUCCACAACACGUGUACCCGGAAGGAACGAUGUGAGCGAUCCAGGGAACCACGCAGGUUCGCCUCCGAGAUAAAACAGUGUGUCAGGCUGACAGUCCAUCCCAACAACAUCUCUGUCUCUCAGUACAACGUUCUGCUGGUCUUAGAGACAUACAAUGUCCCAGAGCUGUCAGCUGGCGUCAACUGCACCUUUGAGGACCUGUCAGAGAUGGAUGGGCUGGUAGUAGGCAAUCAGAUCCAAUGCUACUCCCCGGCAGCCAAGGAGGUGCCCCGGAUCAUCACAGAGAACGGAGAUCACCAUGUCGUACAGCUGCAACUCAAGUCAAAGGAGACAGGCAUGACCUUCGCCAGCACCAGCUUCGUCUUCUACAAUUGCAGCGUUCACAACUCCUGUCUGUCCUGUGUGGAGAGCCCAUACCGCUGCCACUGGUGUAAAUACCGGCACGUCUGCACCCACGACCCCAAGACUUGCUCCUUCCAGGAGGGCCGCGUGAGGUUACCUGAGGACUGCCCUCAGCUUCUGCGAGUGGACAAGAUCCUGGUGCCCGUGGAGGUGAUCAAACCUAUCACUCUGAAGGCCAAGAACCUCCCACAGCCACAGUCUGGGCAGCGAGGCUACGAAUGCAUCCUGAAUAUCCAAGGCAGCGAGCAGAGGGUACCUGCCCUGCGCUUCAACAGCUCCAGUGUGCAGUGCCAAAACACCUCCUAUUCCUAUGAAGGGAUGGAGAUUAACAACUUGCCAGUGGAACUGACAGUGGUAUGGAAUGGACACUUCAACAUUGACAACCCAGCUCAGAAUAAAGUUUUUCUCUACAAAUGUGGGGCGAUGCGUGAGAGCUGUGGGCUGUGCCUCAAGGCUGACCCAGACUUUGAAUGUGGCUGGUGCCAGAGUCCAGGCCAAUGCACCCUGCGUCAACACUGUCCUGCCCACGAGAGCCGGUGGCUAGAGCUGUCUGGUGCCCACAGCAAGUGCACAAACCCACGCAUCACAGAGAUAAUCCCAGUGACAGGCCCCCGGGAAGGGGGCACUAAGGUUACCAUCCGAGGGGAGAACCUGGGCCUGGAAUUCCGGGACAUCGCUUCCCAUGUCAAGGUGGCCGGCGUGGAAUGCAGUCCAUUGGUGGAUGGCUACAUCCCUGCAGAACAGAUCGUGUGUGAGAUGGGGGAGGCCAAGCCCAGCCAGCACGCCGGCUUCGUGGAAAUCUGUGUGGCUGUGUGUCGGCCUGAGUUCAUGGCCCGUUCCUCACAGCUCUAUUAUUUCAUGACGCUGACCCUCUCAGACCUGAAGCCCAGCAAGGGGCCCAUGUCCGGGGGCACCCAGGUCACCAUCACCGGCACCAACCUGAAUGCAGGCAGCAAUGUGGUGGUGAUGUUCGGAAAGCAGCCCUGCCUUUUCCACAGGCGAUCUUCAUCCUUCAUCGUCUGCAACACCACAUCCUCAGACGAAGUACUAGAGCUGAAGGUGACAGUGCAGGUGGACAGGGCGAAAAUCCGCCAGGACCUCGCCUUCCAGUACGUGGAGGACCCCACCAUCGUGCGCAUUGAGCCUGAGUGGAGCAUCGUCAGUGGGAACACACCCAUCGCUGUCUGGGGGACUCACUUGGACCUUAUCCAGAACCCCCAGAUCCGUGCCAAGCAUGGAGGGAAGGAACACAUCAAUAUCUGUGAGGUGCUGAAUGCUACGGAGAUGACCUGCCAGGCACCAGCCCUUGCCUUGGGUCCUGACCACCAGUCUGACCUCACCGAGAGGCCUGAGGAGUUUGGCUUCAUCCUGGACAACGUCCAAUCUCUGCUAAUUCUCAACAAGACCAACUUCACCUACUACCCCAACCCUGUGUUUGAAGCCUUUGGUCCCUCAGGAAUUUUAGAGCUCAAGCCUGGCACUCCCAUCAUCCUUAAGGGCAAGAACCUCAUCCCACCAGUGGCUGGGGGCAACGUGAAGUUGAACUACACCGUGCUGGUCGGGGAAAAGCCAUGCACCGUGACUGUGUCAGAUGUGCAGCUGCUCUGCGAGUCCCCCAACCUCAUCGGCAAGCACAAAGUGAUGGCUCGUGUUGGUGGCAUGGAGUACUCCCCUGGCAUGGUGUACAUCGCGCCAGACAGCCCGCUCAGCCUGCCUGCCAUCGUCAGCAUCGCAGUGGCCGGCGGCCUCCUCAUCAUCUUCAUCGUGGCUGUGCUCAUUGCCUAUAAGCGCAAAUCCCGCGAGAGUGACCUCACGCUGAAGAGACUGCAGAUGCAGAUGGACAACCUUGAGUCCCGUGUAGCCCUGGAGUGCAAGGAAGCUUUUGCCGAGCUGCAGACAGACAUCCACGAACUGACCAGCGACCUGGAUGGAGCCGGCAUUCCCUUCCUGGAUUACAGAAACUACACCAUGCGGGUGCUGUUCCCAGGAAUUGAAGACCACCCUGUGCUCCGGGACCUUGAGGUCCCGGGCUACCGGCAGGAACGUGUGGAGAAAGGCCUGAAGCUCUUCGCCCAGCUCAUCAACAACAAGGUGUUCCUGCUGUCCUUCAUCCGCACGCUCGAGUCUCAGCGUAGCUUCUCCAUGCGUGAUCGGGGCAAUGUGGCCUCGCUCAUCAUGACUGUGCUGCAGAGCAAGCUGGAGUAUGCCACCGACGUGCUCAAGCAGCUGCUGGCUGACCUCAUCGACAAGAACCUGGAGAGCAAGAACCACCCCAAGCUGCUGCUCCGGAGGACAGAGUCUGUGGCUGAGAAGAUGUUGACCAAUUGGUUCACCUUCCUCCUCUACAAGUUCCUCAAGGAGUGUGCCGGGGAGCCCCUCUUCUCCCUGUUCUGUGCCAUCAAGCAGCAGAUGGAGAAGGGCCCCAUCGAUGCCAUCACAGGAGAAGCCCGCUACUCCCUGAGCGAGGACAAGCUCAUCAGGCAGCAGAUCGAGUACAAGACUCUGGUCCUAAGCUGUGUCAGCCCUGACAAUGCCAACAGCCCUGAGGUCCCAGUGAAGAUCCUCAACUGUGACACCAUCACUCAGGUGAAGGAGAAGAUUCUGGAUGCCAUCUUUAAGAAUGUGCCCUGCUCCCAUCGGCCCAAGGCUGCAGACAUGGAUCUGGAAUGGCGACAAGGAAGUGGGGCAAGGAUGAUCCUGCAAGAUGAAGACAUCACCACGAAGAUUGAGAAUGACUGGAAGAGACUCAAUACAGUGGCCCACUACCAGGUACCAGAUGGUGCUGUGGUGGCUUUAGUAUCCAAGCAGGUGACAGCCUAUAAUGCAGUGAACAACUCCACCGUCUCCAGGACCUCCGCGAGUAAAUACGAAAACAUGAUCCGGUACACGGGCAGCCCUGAUAGCCUUCGGUCUCGGACACCCAUGAUCACCCCAGAUCUGGAGAGUGGAGUCAAGAUGUGGCAUCUCGUGAAGAACCACGAGCAUGGGGACCAGAAGGAGGGUGACCGGGGGAGCAAGAUGGUGUCUGAAAUCUAUCUGACACGGCUACUGGCCACAAAGGGCACCCUGCAGAAGUUCGUAGAUGACCUCUUUGAGACCAUCUUCAGCACAGCCCACCGAGGCUCCGCCUUGCCCCUGGCCAUCAAGUACAUGUUUGACUUCCUAGAUGAGCAGGCUGAUAAGCACGGCAUUCACGACCCGCAUGUCCGCCAUACCUGGAAGAGCAACUGCCUCCCCCUACGAUUUUGGGUCAACAUGAUCAAGAACCCACAGUUUGUGUUUGACAUCCAUAAGAACAGCAUCACAGACGCCUGCCUCUCCGUGGUGGCUCAGACCUUCAUGGACUCUUGCUCCACGUCAGAGCACCGGCUGGGCAAAGACUCACCAUCCAACAAGCUGCUCUAUGCCAAGGAUAUCCCCAGCUACAAGAACUGGGUAGAGAGGUAUUACUCAGAUAUUGGGAAGAUGCCAGCCAUCAGCGACCAGGACAUGAAUGCGUACCUGGCCGAGCAGUCUCGGAUGCACAUGAAUGAGUUCAACACCAUGAGUGCACUCUCAGAGAUCUUCUCCUACGUGGGCAAGUACAGCGAGGAGAUCCUUGGACCCCUGGACCAUGAUGACCAGUGUGGGAAGCAGAAACUGGCCUACAAACUAGAACAAGUCAUAACCCUCAUGAGCUUAGACAGCUGAGAACCGUUCUUCCAGGGCCGCCCUGGAAGGAGGGACACACCAAGCCGUGCCUCAGUCUAGAUUAUCAUCUUUACCAAGUGCAAGUUCCGACAGGCAUCAGCAGCACCCCCAAACAGCGCUAUCUCCUCCCUCUCCCACCCUGUCCUCUCUCUGCCUCUUUUGUCUCCCUCCUUCCUGGAUCCCAUCUCUUUCAGUUGCUCUGCUAGGCAACUGGACCAAGCCACCAACCCACAGUCAGUGCAAGGUGGCCAGGUCUACAUUGAAGGACCUGAGCAAAAGAUGUCAGAGCAGAGCUUUUUCUUCCAGCUGCUCCUGGCUCCAUGUGUCAUCAGCAGACCCCAAAUAUGGAUGAAGAGCUGUGGACAGAGGACUUUCCUAUGCUGCUACUUCACCAUUUCCUUCGAGAGUCCCCAGUUUGGUCCAAAAUGUGGCAUAGGGAAGUGACAGUGAGCUCAGUAUUAUCUUCACUGAGAAGACAUGGCCUGGCUUUCCCUUCCCACACGCUUAGCUCUAAGGGGCCAGUGAAUGAUCUGGGUGCUUCACAGCUGUGAGAAGAAAGGCCUUGCCUCCCCCAUGCGGCUGGCGUGGGGAACGGGGGGGGGGGGGGGGAGAGGUUGGGAGGUACUCUUUGCAGCACCUCCCACCUGUGGUCCAGAAGCCUCCUAUCCCCUUCCAAUCCCCUUUGGAGCUCUUCCACGUAUCCAGCCUCCUCCCCUGCCUGUAGAAAUCAGGCAGAAGAAAGUAGAGCAGUUACAUUCCACCACACAGAUGCUCCUA
Dipodomys spectabilis (banner-tailed kangaroo rat) is the source of this 6459-nucleotide messenger RNA. It is a transcript of the gene Plxna4, whose product is annotated as plexin A4. Gene Ontology annotation, biological process: regulation of cell shape; positive regulation of axonogenesis; regulation of cell migration. Gene Ontology annotation, molecular function: protein binding; semaphorin receptor activity. NCBI's taxonomy places the organism in Eukaryota, Metazoa, Chordata, Mammalia, Rodentia, Heteromyidae. The coding region runs from base 1 to 5682 and encodes 1893 amino acids. Gene Ontology annotation, cellular component: semaphorin receptor complex. The transcript is spliced from 31 exons. The record is from RefSeq and is a predicted model, not a curated record.